CCUCGUUAUCGUUAUCAUCCACGUAUCUGUGCGAUUAUUACCUUAUCGCCGUAUUUUUAAAUCUGUUUAUAGAAUCCUGAUAUCUCCUUGAUAUAUAACUUGGUGCGAUACACGAAUAUUAUUUAUCGGAAGCUCGAUCGAAUUCGCGACGAAAAAAUAUUGAUAAAUCGUCACGCAAAUAAUAGUUGUUCAAGAAGUAAACCGGUUUGCAAUCCCGCAAAAGACGAGCGGAUCUCCAAGAUGAUACGGAUUAUUCGAGGAAUGACGUUAUGCAUCUGUCUGACAGUAUUCGUGGUCGAUCAUGUGGUCGCUUCCGCGCGCCCGCACAUCGUAUUUAUCCUUGCCGACGAUUUGGGAUGGAACGACGUCGGGUUUCACGGAUUGAGUCAAAUUCCGACGCCGAACAUCGACGCACUGGCAUACACGGGCCUGCUGCUGGACCGAUACUAUGUCAGCCCGAUCUGUACGCCGUCCAGGAGCGCUUUGAUGACCGGCAAACAUCCUAUUCAUACCGGGAUGCAGCACGGGGUUCUGAAAUGCGCCGAGCCGAGAGGAUUGCCUCUCCAGGAGAAACUGUUGCCGGAAUACCUUCGAAAUCUCGGUUACAGCACGCACAUGGUAGGUAAAUGGCACUUGGGAUUCUACACGAAGGAGUACACGCCCACGUACAGGGGAUUCGACUCGCACCUAGGUUUCUGGAGCGGCCACCACGAUUAUUUCGAUCACACUGCCGUGGAAGAGCCGUAUUGGGGAUUGGACAUGAGGAGAGGAUUGGAGCCGGCCUGGGACCUCCACGGCCAAUAUUCGACGGACGUGUUCACGAAGGAGGCUGUUCGACUGAUCGACAAUCACAACACCAGUCGCCCGAUGUUCCUCUACUUGUCCCACGCCGCAGUCCACUCCGGAAAUCCUUACAACCCUCUGCCUGCACACGACCACGACGUAGCCAAAUUCCCCAAAAUCCUCGACUACAACCGUAGACGAUUUGCUGGCAUGCUGAGCAAGCUAGACGAGUCGGUCGGCCUAGUGGUGGAAGCUCUGCGGAAGAGAAAGAUGCUGGAGAACAGCGUGAUCGUGUUCUCCACGGAUAAUGGGGGGCCCCCGGCCGGUUUUAACCUAAACGCUGCCUCGAAUUUUCCCCUGAGGGGCACAAAAAACACUCUCUGGGAAGGUGGCGUCAGGGGAACCGGUCUCGUGUGGUCGCCGAAGCUAAUAAACCCUGGAAGAAUCAGCAGGCAAUUGAUUCACAUCAGCGACUGGUUACCGACCCUGUUAACAGCCGUCGGUGGAGAUCCAUCGAAUUUGGCCAUCGACGGUGUGGAUAUGUGGCGAGCGUUGAACGAGGACACGAUAUCACCGAGGAAAAUGGUCCUUCACAAUAUCGACGACAUUUACGGAAUUGCCGGGAUCACGUACGGCGAUUGGAAAUUCAUUCAGGGGUCUACCUAUAACGGCCAAUGGGACGAUUGGUACGGUCCGUCGGGGAGGGAUUGGGCGUACGACCCCUAUGCGGUGAUGGAGAGCGCUGCUGGUCGAGCGGCGGCCAGCGUGGGCUUGUCCUUGACCGCAGGGAAUAUAGAGAAGCUUCAACAGGGCGCCGCUAUCAAGUGUUCAACGAGAAACGAGAAUCUGCCGUUGUGCAAACCGUUGGAGGCCCCUUGCUUGUUCAACGUCCGCGAGGAUCCCUGCGAGAAGAAUAAUCUUAUAGAGAAGUAUCCAUCCAUCGUGUCCGAUCUGAAGGAGAAGCUGAGCCUGUUGAACGCGUCUGCGAUAUUACCUGGUAACCUCCCCUGGGACAAGAGGGGAAAUCCGGAUUACUGGGAUCACACGUGGACCAAUUUCGGCGAUUACUUGAACGUGUUCGCGAAUAACGUCAGUUAAUGGUGGAACAGCCGCUUUGUGCGUAAACCGUUAGAUCGGUGCGAGAGGAAUAAAGUGAAAGAACGGCAUGAACGGAAUUAUAAA
This is a messenger RNA of Apis mellifera (honey bee), 1965 nucleotides long. RefSeq names its product arylsulfatase B. NCBI's taxonomy places the organism in Eukaryota, Metazoa, Arthropoda, Insecta, Hymenoptera, Apidae. Bases 241 to 1881 code for a protein of 546 amino acids. The transcript has 8 exons. The record is from RefSeq and is a predicted model, not a curated record.